Messenger RNA from Lytechinus variegatus (green sea urchin), 1206 nucleotides. It is a transcript of the gene timm29, whose product is annotated as mitochondrial import inner membrane translocase subunit Tim29-like. Gene Ontology annotation, cellular component: TIM22 mitochondrial import inner membrane insertion complex. The transcript has 2 exons. Lineage: Eukaryota; Metazoa; Echinodermata; Echinoidea; Temnopleuroida; Toxopneustidae. Gene Ontology annotation, biological process: protein insertion into mitochondrial inner membrane. The record is from RefSeq and is a predicted model, not a curated record. Bases 12 to 605 code for a protein of 197 amino acids.
AUUUAUUCAAGAUGGCUGCGUCCAUGAGGCAAAUGUUGUCGCGACUCUCUACCGCAAAAGAGGGGUUGAAGGUUCCAGGACGUCUUAAAACGGGUCUUCCCAAAAAGAUAGGUGAUUAUCUGAGCAACAUGUACCGUGAUUACCGAGCUGCUACCGUAGAUGUAUUCACCGACAUGAAGGAACGUCCUUUCAAGGCAGCGUUUUACAUUGCCACUUUGAGUGCCAUCGGGUACAUGUGGAGUCAGGCACCGGACGAGGAGAACUUUGAGAUAGAACUAGUCAAUGCCAGCAACGACCUUCUCUUGCUGAGCAAUCUUACCAGGAACCAAAGCUCGGAUGGUCAUGUCCAAAAACUUACAGCUCUGCAGAACGCGGGUGUACUGCGAUUCAUGAACCUUGGCGUGUGCUCUUUAAUCUGGGAAGAUAACUUUGACAAGCGGGUGGCGAUGUAUGAUGCAAAAUGUGACUAUCUUGCCGUGUCUUGGAGGGAACUACCUGACAGGAUAAGAGACGUGGGUUUCCUUGGACGUUGGCAUUACUUAUCAAAGGCGAUGACGGACUAUGAUAUAAAUGAAUUUGAAUUUCAAAACGCACCAUCUGGAUAGCCAAGGAACCAAUAAUCGCACAGAAACUGCACAGCAAUAGUAUCAUGAAAUACUCUAUUCAUGAAGAAAUAAUCAUUGUAAUAAGGAUUGAUUUAUUAAGCACAUGAUAGGAGAAGUCUCUCUAUGCGAUUUGCAGUGUAAGAUAUAUAAUAUUUACAUACUAUGAACCAAAGUGAUUUUAAGAAUUGUUUAUAUUGGGCCUGUACAGGUUUUUGAAUAUCCAUGAAUACAUAUACAUGUACCUAUUUGUUAAAAUUAUCUUAUAAUUAUUACCAGGGAACAAUUUUGCUUUACAAAUUUGAAUAGCAUGUUUGUCAUAAGAGAAAAGCUCUCAAAUAAGUAUUAUGUACAGUCCUUUGUAAAAAUAUGCUAUACAAAAGACUUAACGCAUUGUAGUCUUUCAAAAAUGUGGAGCAAAUUGCGAUGUGGUACUAGGAAAGUUAUUCCCAGAUUACUAUAUAAUUCUACCAGGAUAUACCGUUUUGAGGGGCCGUCUAAAACAGUUUGUCUAAUCUCUUGAGAUUCACAGAGCUACCAAGUCUCACACAUUAUGCGUGAGACUCAAGCAUUUUGGACUCUUGUUCAUCCCCUCAAAUCUCUG